Messenger RNA from Lolium rigidum, 587 nucleotides. RefSeq names its product zinc finger protein 2-like. Lineage: Eukaryota; Viridiplantae; Streptophyta; Magnoliopsida; Poales; Poaceae. The transcript has a single exon. The record is from RefSeq and is a predicted model, not a curated record. The coding region runs from base 20 to 373 and encodes 117 amino acids. Gene Ontology annotation, molecular function: DNA-binding transcription factor activity.
ACUCAGCUAGUGCGCUACGAUGGAAGUGAACCGGGAUCCGUGUGAGCUCACCCUCCACUCCGGCUCCUCCUCGUUGGCGCCAUCAGAGCCCCCCGGCCUGUUCCUCUGCGUCUACUGCGAUCGCAAGUUCUACAACUCGCAGGCGUUCGGCGGCCACCAGAACGCGCACAAGGAAGAGCGCAGCCUGGCAAGGCGCCGCCUGGACAUCGCCGCCGCCACGCGCGCGCACGCGGCGACGCUAUCGUCUUCGUCGUCCGCGCCUUCGGCAAAGCACGUGUCGCGCGCCGCCGGGUUCUUUCCUGCGGCUAAGAAGGUGGGGGUAGAGACGCAGGCUCGCACCGGUGACGGGAUGGACCUGUCUCUGAAGCUGUGAUCGAUCAGUUAACUGGUCGGUAUAUAUGUAUAUCGUCCGCUGCUUGCUGCGGUAUGUCAGGUUAAGUCUGCUUAAUUUGGUGAUCACAUCACAUGCGAAUAGUGAAGUUGUUUCAUACCUAUGUUAAUUUGAGAUCGAUGUCUUAACAAAUUUGACGCGUGUAUACAUUUCUCAAAUGAACUCGGAAUGUGGCCGGGCUGGAUUUCAUCUGUUU